Leishmania braziliensis MHOM/BR/75/M2904 is the source of this 4224-nucleotide messenger RNA. RefSeq names its product putative protein phosphotase. The coding region runs from base 1 to 4224 and encodes 1407 amino acids. Lineage: Eukaryota; Euglenozoa; Kinetoplastea; Trypanosomatida; Trypanosomatidae. The record is from RefSeq and is a predicted model, not a curated record. Gene Ontology annotation, molecular function: protein serine/threonine phosphatase activity. The transcript has a single exon. Gene Ontology annotation, cellular component: cytoplasm; nucleus.
AUGAAAGGUAACCCACGUGCGCAUGAAUCCGUGUACGCGUCAUCGCUGGCGUCAAGCGUGUCACAAGUCCCGCUACUCCCGCAGGAUAGCAGUACCGGCCCCUGGCGAGUGAUUGCCGUCCCGCGCCACGGCGGCGGUGCCGUUGUGCAGUGGCAUAGAGACAGUCGCGAGGUCAAGGUAACAGUGGGAGAUGCAGCAGCCCAUCGCAGUUGGGUGAGUGCGGCACGCCUCUUCGCCAACCCGAACGCAGACACGGUGCAACUGACAGUCCUGCACUCCGGCCUCCGCGCGUACAUCGAUGGCCAGCGCCUCCUGCGCAUCGGCUCUCCUGUGGAGGUGCAGGCAACCCAACGAAUAUCCUUCGGCGCCGACCCGACUUCCUACGCGGCAGUACCGGCCCCACACAACCUCAGCCCAGGAGCACGUGCAGCCUGCACGCCACCACCGUUGGCGACACCGGUGUAUUCGGCGGUGGUCAGCCGAGAGGGGCAGAUCGCGACAGAGAGACGGCAUGGACAGGAGAUGUCAUCAUCCUGCACGCCGCGGUCCUCGCGUUCGUCGCCCUGCCUAGACUACUCUCUGCUACCGAUGUGCUUUGACAAGGAGUGUGUGCGUGACUCGGCCACAGCCACCUCACCGUCUCCAGAGGCACUGAAGGUGCGUGUUGCACCAGCGAAGAUGGGAGCGCAGCAGAACUCGGCACCGUGCAAAGCAACAUCAGCAUCCCCGCUUCUGGCAAGACAACGGGCCUCAGAACCACACGGGCACACCCUUGCCGGCGCGUCGCGUAGGAUCGCCGUCACGACUACCUCUGUUGCUGAAGAUGUGAAUGCUGUUCGGCAGGCAAGGAAGAAAUGCGCCAUCAGUGCAACGCUGACGGAGAAGGCAUCAACCGGCCUCUGCGUAAAGUGCACUGCGACGGUGGCACGUUGCUCUUCGGACGCAGUAGGUACUGCCACAGGCGCUGCUUUACUGGUCGUCUACUCGGAGGAAGAGCGGGCCGGGGCCGCGGCGUGCUCACCGUCACUGGCUCUCCCUUGUGAGCAUUCUGCCAUACCCCCAUUCCUCUACGGCGAGGCGGCUGAGUUGGAGCGGCCCAGAGUCAAGGCUCUGUGCAGAGCGCUCGAGUGCGAGUCGCGAGCGCGCACUCAGCUCCACACCAGGCCUUGCUGGACCUUGGACCCCGUCACCAACGUGCGCUCCCCAGACUGGGAGGUGCUACACGCCAUGCAGAGUGAUGCACCACCACUGCGAUCACACGGCAUCUACCAGCUCAGCUGCGGCAGCGUCGGCUUCGAUGAUGCGAUGAUGGCGUUUCGCAGAGACCACGCUGGUCCCCCGGCAUCGUCAGCAAGGGGGGUUGUGCAACGUCCACGGCCACUGAGGACGCACUUGCAACGACCCGGCGUAGCCCCGCUUCGUGUAUCACAUCACUCCAGUGGCGCGUUCUCGUUGCAGUUCACUGAGCGCACCUCCAUCGAUGCGGAAGGCGGAGGCAGAGAAACGGAAACGCACGCGCGGUUACUCUCAGGGGAUGAGAUGGCCACCCAGCCCUCCAGCGUCUUGAGUAGUGGCCUCGCCACUGCAGGAAAUGCUUGGCGGAGUCCACAUAUAUGGGAGAGGCUGCACCUGUGCCCGCGCAUGACGGUAAAUCCCUUUAUUGUCGAAGCGUUCGGUAAUACGCAUCGCUAUAGGCCGCUGGCUCAGCUGAACGACACGCAGAACGCGGAUAGCAGCUACAACAGCGCCAAGAGCAGCGGUGGUGAGGCUUCAGUUGGCGUCUUCGACCGGUUUGCUGGUGUGCCAUGGCAGCACCCGAUCAUCGCCGAUGAGAUCGUGACCCCGCGAACGGAGGGGUUUCUGCGCGAUGUCUUGCGGCGCCACCCUGACUCGACGUCGGCGGCCGAGGAUGCGGCCUUUCUGCACUGUGCCAUGCGACGCUCGUACGACGCGGAUACCGAUCGCUUUUCCUACGUGGACUCACCGACAUACGUGCAGGUUAUCUUCUCGCGGUUUUCCACUUUGCUCACGGCUGUCAAAGCGCGUCUGCGGGAAAGUCGUCCAGUCUUGCGCCUGUCGUCACCGCUGCUGUGCGGCGGUGACUUAUUAGGCAGCUUCGCGGACCUGCUGGUGCUGCUCGACAGCGUCGCCUACUUUGCCCACUGGUCCACGAUGCACACGCCGCUGCUGCUUCUCGGUAACUACGUGGACGUUGGCUGGCACAGCGUGGAGGUCUGCGUGCUUCUGUGCUGCUGGGCGUAUUUACAGCCAAGCAAAGUGCAUCUCCUUCGUGGCCCUCACGAGGAUCCUGCAGUGAACGGCAACUACCGCUUCCUGGGAAAGCGCUGCCUGCGUUAUAAGUGCCGGCAGCGCUUUGGCUCUCGCAGGGGCAUCGCCCUGUGGACGCAGCUGAACGACGUGUUUGCUCUGCUUCCUGUAGCGGCGGUGGUUGAUGAGCGGGUAUUUGCCACGCACGGCGGUGUCCCACUGCUGCGUGCGUCGAUGUCGCCGGGUGGCGAGGAGGGUAAAGGUAUUGCCGUGGGGCACCAACGUGGCAACAAAGCGCCAGUGCAGAGCCUGUACACCUGCACCUCCGCCUCGCCCACCCCGACCGCGUCGAAUACAAGCACUCUGCUGCCCUUCUCGCCCCACACGGGAGCAGGCGUCUCCUCUGUGGAAUGGCUGACUGCCUACGCGUAUGAAGGCGCGGGCGUCAACGUCAUGCAGGGCGUGCGGCUAGCGGAGCUCCAUUCCACCAGCACACCGCAUCACUGCCCUCCGACACCCGUUAUGACAAAAUUACCCGAUACUAGUACAGAGGGGUAUGCCGAGGUGCAGAAAAGAGCCGCCUCGGCCGGGCUGCUGCCGCUGGAACCGCUCUCCGGCGACCCAGUAGACGAGAGCGACGGAUGCCCGACAGCCAGCACAGAAUGUGCAGCAACAAGAGCUGCGGCGGUCUCCACCACGGAUCUUCCGUCUUGGUCGACGUCACCGUGUGACACUACACCACUCCCUCACCUGGGUGUGACGGGGCUGGCACUUGAGAGCAGGUAUGAAAUCAACGCUGCAGUUGUGCUGUCACCCGAAACCACCGAGGCACGCACAUCCGCGCCGCUUUCGCCCUCUUCUCGGACCACCAGCCCGAGACCCAUCACCGCUGCUGCACCUUACGACCUACAAAAACCCUCGCGAGCGGCCUCUGUGUGCAACAGGACAUGCACCGCAGCAGACAAGUUCCAGAGCGUUGCGGAGGGCGGUCGUGUCACCACGAAGGACUCUACUGGGACGUCUCACGAGGUCGCCUCUGCUCCUUCACGGUCGCCGUACGGCGACAUUUCACUAGGCGGAGCGCCCACUCAAGUGAGCGCUCCGCCAGCAGCAGCAUCAAACUCUCCGGUAGCGUGUUCUUUCGCCAGCGCGUGCGGCACCAACUCUGGAGUAUGGAGCGCGCAGGGACACGAGGCCGACAGAGUGUCGCCUUCCACGCACGCCUCGGUGGACGAAGAUGAGCCGUCCGAAGACGACUUUGACGCCCUUCUUGCGGCCAUGCACACGAGUGAGUACGCCUUUCGCACCCUCCAGCGCACAAUCGCGUUGGAAGGCGGAGGUGUAACGCGGCGCUUCCGGCUCGUUCGCGAGCUCCUAUGGAAUCGACCUCGUGAGGCGGCCGCUAAACUGCUCAUGCCUGAGGAAGAGCUGAUCGGCGAUCGUAGGGACGCACCAGCGGUGCUGUGGUGGCGACCCCGUCGAGUAGAGGGCUGCUGCUGCUGCCCUGCUGGCCGCGCGCAUCGCUGCUGCCGCACCUUCGGCUCUCGUGCUCUCAUUCAUUUUUUCCUCCGUUUUCGCUUUUCCCUGUUGAUUCGCGGAGCACCGGAGGACCCAACGGAGUUGUAUGGAGCUGAGCUGUCCGAAGAAGGCCGUCUGCUGACACUCAAUACGUGUCGGAGAAGGUGCAAGAUGGCGUUGCAGGCAGCGGCGUGCGUGAUAGAGUCUCAGAUGCUGCGUCUUGCCACGUGGGGGCCUCAGGAGCUUGCCGAUUCACUCGGCCAGCAGUCACUGAGCAGUCUCCCCGGCGUUCAAGAGGCCGAGGCGACGCGGGCUGACUUUCAGCAGUUUGUGUGCGAUGCGAUGCGCGACCACCACAUCGUCGGACCAGGCGAUCAGUGGAGUGUGCUCUCGGCGUACAAGGCCUACAAGCAACAACAAAGCGCGGAUGGCACAUAG